Messenger RNA from Aureobasidium uvarum, 2568 nucleotides. The record is from the annotation of a GenBank genome assembly. NCBI's taxonomy places the organism in Eukaryota, Fungi, Ascomycota, Dothideomycetes, Dothideales, Saccotheciaceae.
AUGCCAUGUCGACUCCAGCCGUACAUCUGGAUCUCCGAUGACACCCUCGCUGCCGCCUAUCGUCGCUUUGCCAACACCUGUCUGGUAAAUCACAGCCAUACCAACACCAGACGCCAUGGCAGCAAUGUGCCGGGGCCAUUGGAGUCCCGUCGUCGCCUUGCUAGGAGACGCAUGGCUGGGCUCAGUAUGCCCAGUCCCUCUCCAGGCCUGAUGCCUGACUUUGGCACUCUCUUCGGCUCUGGCGGUCUUGACAUGACCUCGCUAUGGGCUCCACCGAGUACGGCACAGUCGCGUGCCCCGAGUCCACCACACGANCACUCCUCCCGCUCCUCCAAUACCUCGGACGCCUCCCACGUCUUACAAGCCUUGUACCCCUCGUGCCGUUCCACCACCGCCNNCCAAUCUCCACUAUCUUUCAAAGAGUACAGAGUUCUACUGGCUUCAUGUCGCACCCUGGACUCACUGGCUCAAGCAUAUACUAGCAUGCACUCUGGCUCUGAUGUCUCUCAAACCUUCAGCAAAGCCGCCUUCUACUCCUUGUUAUACCGAUCCACUCCUGAUCAAGUUUUGGCCUUCCUGCAGAGCGACUUGGACCACCAGGACAAUCACAACACCCAUACAUACCUCGUCCAUCUUUUCGCUACAAAGAGCCCUUCUGAGCAGGUUAUGGACUGUGUUCGUCUUGUGUGCGAUAAGAUCGCCUUAGGCACUAUACCGGAAAAAGAGUUGUCGGACAUCCUCGAGAUACCGAGAGAAACUGCAGGAAUUGAUGAUCGAUUACUGUUGGAGGUCAACUCAAUGCUUCUUGGAUCCUUGGUGGACGUUUGUGCUCCAAACAACCCUCCAGAGCGUCUUGUUAUUAAAUUGCUCAAGAACUCACUUUCUCUACCUCCAUCGCCAGGUGUCUCUAAGCUCAUAGCUGCAUCUAGUCCACUUUGUGGAGCUUUGGCCCCUCGACUCCUGGCCAGGCACCUCAGAACAGCCAUAUCACGAACCAUGUGGCCUGGACCUUCAGAUCAGCUGAUGCUCACCUUGAGCAUGAUCCCCUCUGCAUAUUUUGACCGUGUCAUAGAACAUGCUACCAAGAAAUUCAUUGGCAAAAGUCUCGAAAAUCCAAAGGUUGCCCGCAACAGUUGCAUCGAGAGGCUUAAUUGCNNUGAGCUUGUAGAUCUCGGUCUCUUCUAUCCCUCGAUCUAUCAGCCUUCUUCAAUAGGUGCCACGGUUCUUUACCCUUUUCUCGCGUUGAAAUUCACCAUCGCUGAGCUCGGUACCCACCUACGGUCCCUCCACCCCGCAGAUGCCGCUACUAUUGUCUUGCACAAUUGGAUAAAGCCUUCCAUACUGGAAGUAUCGGACCCUGAAAUGUCAGAGUUAGACCUCGCAGGGUCUGUUAUUUCAGAUGUAACAAGCAAUGCAACGCCAGAUACAGUACGCGACCUACCAUUACAACCUCCACCAACUGUCCACAGUCGGCACGGUGCCAAGGUGGAAGAUCCCUUUCAAACCUAUGGACUAGGAUAUACCAUGUCUCGGUCCCCUGAUCGGUCACGUACCCACCGAGCGACCCUUGAAGAACGUCAGGAGAUUUUCGACACCCUCGCAUCGACGCUCCACGAUCGCUGCAAGCCAGACCGAGACGGUGUCUACCCGAGCCGGGGCGGAGCCUGGUUUCAUCUAUUCACUUUGUUGAGCGAAAACAAGAUUGAUUAUGCUGGUUGGCUCAGUGAUCUGUUUCAAGUGCUGAAGCAUCACAAGUCACCCGUGUGGACGUAUCAUCUGUUUGCGAAGCUUACUAGGACCAACGUUCGAAUCCCUUAUCCGGUGGCCGUGGAUAUCAUACGAUAUUUCAUCGACAUAGAGAAAACACAAUGGGCGUUGGACGUCUUCACCCGUUCGCAAAGCCACCAAUGGCUUUCAAGUGUACCGGAGUUGUUGUUCGCUCUGACCGACAGUCGCGCGGUCAGGUCUCAAGCUGUAUUCGAUUUGCUGAUACGACCGGACUAUGCAAACUCUCUGCCAACGCAAUUGCGUUCAGUAGCCAACAGCCCUCUGUCACACGAGAGGAUACAGCUGGUGCAUCAUGUCGCAUACGCCAUGGCCAAGUCGCCACUAUUGACCUCACGGAUGGCCUUCAGGAAGGUAUGCGAUUGUUUAAACUACCUACAGGACCGAGGCGCACCACUUUCAAGCCUCAUGUCUCGGGCUCUUGUCUAUGCUGGAGUGACGCGUCCGCUCCGAGAAGGUAUCUGGCUCAGUACUGAGAAGUUCCAAUGGAUCCUUACCUUCGUUCGUCGUCUCGAAGGCGAUGAAGUGGCAGACAGCCUCGAUGAAGCGGCCUUUACGCUCAGGAGUGAGAACCUUGGGCUAGAUGAGGCACGCAUGAAGCCAUUGGACGAAUUGGAACAGGAAGCAGAUCACAUCGCUUGGGAGUAUCGAAAGCGGUUCGGUCACAAAUCUCAUCAAUUGGAGAACAUCACGUCACCCUACAAAACCGUCACACCCAAGGUGACUAGAGUCCAGAGAAGACUUGAGUUCGCUGCGACAGUCUCUCAGAAGGAAAGUAAAUAG